AUGCCUCCCAUCCCCGGCAAUGGCAAGCGCGAAAAGCGCAUCGUAGGUACUAGCCUGAAGAUGUACUUCGACCUGCCUUCGACCCUCCGCUACAUCGAAUCAGUAGCUUCCAUCUCCGCCGCCGCAGACGCUGCCGAUAUCGACCUCUUCGUCAUUCCCGAUUUCGUAACCCUGCUGUCCGCGAAAGAGCGCUUGGCAAAGACAAAUGUCCUGUUGGGAGCACAGGAUUGUUACAGCGAGGACGAGGGUGCAUAUACGGGAGAGGUCAGUCCGUUGACUCUCAGUCAGGCCGGCGUGAAGAUUGUAGAAAUCGGCCAUGCAGAGCGUAGACGCCUGUUCGGCGAGACGGAUGAAGAUGUGGCCAAGAAAGCAGCAGCGGUCGUCAGGAAUGGCAUGAUACCUCUGGUCUGUAUUGGCGAGAAGAAUCAAAGCGACAUCGCCUCGCAAGCAGUGGGCAUUGCCGUGAGUGAAUGCAAACCGCAGAUCGAAGCAGCUCUGUCGCAAAUACCUGACGACGCUGAGGUGAUUCUGGCAUAUGAGCCCGUGUGGGCCAUAGGUGCUUCACAGCCAGCGGGAGCAGACCAUGUCGUCGCUGUCACCCAGAACCUCAGAGCGCUCUGCAAGAACAGAACAGGCCGCGUCCGGAUUCUUUACGGCGGCUCAGCAGGUCCUGGCACUUUCCAAAAGCUGAAGCAUGGCGUCGACGGCUGCUUCCUUGGAAGAUUUGCGCAUGAUGUCAAGAAUUUGGAAAAAGUUGUCCAGGAAAUGAGCAGUUCAUGCCCAGUUUAG
Pseudocercospora fijiensis CIRAD86 is the source of this 789-nucleotide messenger RNA. RefSeq lists its product as uncharacterized. Gene Ontology annotation, cellular component: cytosol. The coding region runs from base 1 to 789 and encodes 262 amino acids. The transcript has a single exon. The record is from RefSeq and is a predicted model, not a curated record. Gene Ontology annotation, biological process: glycolytic process; glyceraldehyde-3-phosphate biosynthetic process; glycerol catabolic process. Lineage: Eukaryota; Fungi; Ascomycota; Dothideomycetes; Mycosphaerellales; Mycosphaerellaceae. Gene Ontology annotation, molecular function: triose-phosphate isomerase activity.